This is a messenger RNA of Darwinula stevensoni, 293 nucleotides long. The record is from the annotation of a GenBank genome assembly. Lineage: Eukaryota; Metazoa; Arthropoda; Ostracoda; Podocopida; Darwinulidae.
AUGACGACGGGAAAGUGGAUGCAAGACUGCUUGAGGAUUGUGUACCAGGGGAAAGGCCAUGCCAAGAUCCCAAUGCUGAAUGUGUUGGCCAGCAAGGCUCGGAAACAUGCGAGUGCAAGCAAGAAUUCGUGGAUGAUGGAGGCAUUUGCCAGGUGCCAGCUGGAGGGGACUGCUUGCAAACUGAAGAUUGCGUAACUAAUUCCACAUGCCACCCGACUAUACACACGUGCAGUUGCAACGAGAGAUUCGCAGCAGACACUAUUACUGGCUUGUGCAGUGAGUUGGCAUCCGUA